CUUUUUUCUAAGGCUCUUGUAAUUGUUGAGCUUGCCCAGAUCCUUUCUUUGGAUAAACCAGCUUUGCAGGGAAUGAAGCUGUCACGGACGGCAGCUUCAUACAAGAUGAUCCAUGGUCUAGGAGGAGAUAAUAGAUAAGAGAUAAUUAGAGAUAAUUCUAAAUCUCCCCGCCUCCAGCCCACAGAGGGGUUUUGUUCCUCAUCACUGGCUGUCUGCAUACGAUGCCUGGGGGCAAGAGCCAGUAUCAAGGUGGUUCAGGAGGAACUCAACAGGAAAGGCAUGACUCCACAAGGAUGUGAGAGAGAAAAGAGGGUAUGUCAGAAGCUGUGGCAUGAGGACACGACAACAGUCCUACGACUCAGCAUCUACAUGGGUGAGAUGGCUAUUCUCAAGGAGUAUGUCAUGGUUUUCCAGGUGGAAAACAGCCCUGUCUGCUCUGGACCCUCUUCUGAGAAGCCACUCACAGGCAACCAUCCAGUUGAAGAGCCUGAGUGGUAUGCUGAGGCACCUCUUGCCAGCAGACCAGGACAUCCAGAGAGAACUUGUGCGGUUGAAUGUUGACCUGACUGUCCCCAGUUUCAAGGAGGGAGAGAGCAUUGUGGAGUGGUGGGGUCAUGUCUUUGACAAGCCAGAUAAGUACCCCUCCCUGAGUGCAAUGGUUAAAUGUUGUCUCUCCAUCUUUCACGGACCAAGAGUUGAGUCUUCUUUUAGUUUAAUGAAUGAUGUAAUUGACCAGAGGAGUGGCAACAUGAAUGUACCAACAUUUAAUGCAAUCCAGACGGUAAAGUACACCCUACAGUCCAGGGGGAAGACAGCCAUGCAGCUCUUCAAAAGGGACAAUGUGAGGUUUGGGGAGGUGGACAGAACACUAUUCAAGAACAUCAACUCUGCUGCAGCCACAUACAAACACCAGCAGAAGAUGAAUCAGAAAGAAAAGCAGCAGCAGCAGAGCAAGUAUGGCUCCUAAGCAUCUGGCAGUGCUCAGCAGGCCAAGAAACAGACUGCUGAAGAAGAGAAAAGGGCGAGGCUGAGACGUUGAAAAACUGCA
Molecule: messenger RNA, 1048 nt
Organism: Micropterus dolomieu (smallmouth bass)
Lineage: Eukaryota; Metazoa; Chordata; Actinopteri; Centrarchiformes; Centrarchidae
Exons: 4
Coding region: 332-967 (211 amino acids)
Source: RefSeq, a predicted model, not a curated record